This is a messenger RNA of Chlorocebus sabaeus (green monkey), 6327 nucleotides long. It is a transcript of the gene AHR, whose product is annotated as aryl hydrocarbon receptor. Gene Ontology annotation, molecular function: transcription cis-regulatory region binding; nuclear receptor activity; protein dimerization activity. Gene Ontology annotation, cellular component: aryl hydrocarbon receptor complex; nucleus. NCBI's taxonomy places the organism in Eukaryota, Metazoa, Chordata, Mammalia, Primates, Cercopithecidae. The record is from RefSeq and is a predicted model, not a curated record. Gene Ontology annotation, biological process: response to xenobiotic stimulus; regulation of transcription by RNA polymerase II; xenobiotic metabolic process.
UGAGGGGUCGGGGGUGCUUGUGCUAUUCAGCCGGUGCGCGCGGCGGCGGGAGGCAGCGGCUGGGGAGUCCCCUCGACGCUCUGUUCCGAGAGCGUGCCCCGGACCGCCAGCUCAGACCAGGGGCAGCCGUGUAGCCGAACGGAAGCUAGGAGCAGCCAGGACUGGUGGCUGGCCCCCGAGCUCCGCAGGCGGGAAGCACCCAGGAUUUGGGAAGUCCCGGGAGCAACGCGGCGGCGCCUCCCUCACCCAAGGGGCCGCGGCUACGGUCACGGAGCGCUGCGCCACCGUAAGCGACCCAGGCCAGGAUUCUAAAUAGACGGCCCAGGCUUUUCCUCUGCCCGGGCCGCCUCACCUGCGGGCAUUGCCGCGCCGCCUCCGCCGGUGUAGACGGCACCUGCGCCGCCUUGCUCGCGGGUCUCCGCCCCUUGCCCCCCCUUACGGCGCCAGGCCCGGGCAGCUCACCUGGACUGGCGCGGGCUGUGGGAGCCUGCGGUAGCCGAGGCGCGGAGGCGCGGCGCCCACGCCACUGUCCGGAGAGGACACAGGUGGAGCGGGCGCGGCUUCGCGGAACCCGGCGCCUGCCGCCGCCGUCGUCCCGACAGACACCGGGUCCCGGGGACCCGGCCGCCAGUGCCCGGGGAGUAGCCGCCGCCGUCGUGGGCUGGGCACCAUGAACAGCAGCAGCGCCAACAUCACCUACGCCAGUCGCAAGCGGCGGAAGCCGGUGCAGAAAACAGUAAAGCCAAUCCCAGCUGAAGGAAUCAAGUCAAAUCCUUCCAAGCGGCAUAGAGACCGACUUAAUACAGAGUUGGACCGUUUGGCUAGCCUGCUGCCUUUCCCACAAGAUGUAAUUAAUAAGCUGGACAAACUUUCAGUUCUUAGGCUCAGUGUCAGUUACCUGAGAGCCAAGAGCUUCUUUGAUGUUGCAUUAAAAUCCUCCCCUGCUGAAAGAAAUGGAGGCCAGGAGAACUGUAGAGCAGCAAAUUUCAGAGAAGGCCUGAACUUACAAGAAGGAGAAUUCUUAUUACAGGCUCUGAAUGGCUUUGUAUUAGUUGUCACUACAGAUGCUUUGGUCUUUUAUGCUUCUUCUACUAUACAAGAUUAUCUAGGGUUUCAGCAGUCUGAUGUCAUACAUCAGAGUGUGUAUGAACUUAUCCAUACGGAAGACCGAGCUGAAUUUCAGCGUCAGCUACACUGGGCGUUAAAUCCUUCUCAGUGUACAGAGUCUGGACAAGGAAUUGAUGAAGCCCCUGGUCUCCCCCAGCCAGUAGUCUGUUAUAACGCAGAACAGAUUCCUCCAGAAAACUCUCCUUUUAUGGAGAGGUGCUUCAUAUGUCGUCUGAGGUGUCUGCUGGAUAAUUCAUCUGGUUUUCUGGCAAUGAAUUUCCAAGGGAGGUUAAAGUAUCUUCAUGGACAGAAAAAGAAAGGGAAAGAUGGAUCAAUACUUCCACCUCAGUUGGCUUUGUUUGCGAUAGCUACUCCACUUCAGCCACCAUCCAUACUUGAAAUCCGGACCAAAAAUUUUAUCUUUAGAACCAAACACAAACUAGACUUCACACCUAUUGGUUGUGAUGCCAAAGGAAGAAUUGUUUUAGGAUAUACUGAAGCAGAGCUGUGCACGAGAGGAUCAGGGUAUCAGUUUAUUCAUGCUGCUGAUAUGCUUUAUUGUGCUGAGUCCCAUAUCCGGAUGAUUAAGACUGGAGAAAGCGGCUUGAUAGUUUUCCGGCUUCUUACAAAAAACAAUCGAUGGACGUGGGUCCAGUCUAAUGCACGCUUGCUUUAUAAAAAUGGAAGACCAGAUUAUAUCAUUGCGACUCAGAGACCACUAACAGAUGAGGAAGGAAGCGAGCAUUUACGAAAACGAAAUAUGAAGUUGCCUUUUAUGUUUACCACUGGAGAAGCUUUGUUGUAUGAGGCAACCAACCCUUUUCCUGCCAUAAUGGAUCCCUUACCACUAAGGACUAAAAAUGGCACUAGCGAAAAAGACUCUGCUACCAAAUCAACUCUAAACAAGGAUUCUCUCAAUCCUAGUUCCCUCCUCGCUGCCGUGAUGCAACAAGAUGAGUCUAUUUAUCUCUAUCCUGCUUCAAGUACUUCAAGUACUGCACCUUUUGAGAACAAUUUCUUGAACGAAUCUAUGAGUGAAUGCAGAAAUUGGGAAGAUAAUACUGCACCGAUGGGAAAUGAUACUAUCCUGAAACAUGAGCAAAUUGACCAGCCUCAGGAUGUGAACUCAUUUGCUGGAGGUCACCUAGGGCUCUUUCAGGAUAGUAAAAACAGUGACUUGUACAGCAUUAUGAAAAACCUAGGCAUUGAUUUUGAAGACAUCAAACACAUGCAGAAUGAAAAAUUUUUCAGAAAUGAUUUUUCCAGUGAGGUUGACUUCAGAGACAUUGACUUAACAGAUGAAAUCUUGACAUACAUCCAAGAUUCUUUAAGUAAGUCUCCGUUCAUACCUUCAGAUUAUCAACAACAACAGUCCCUGGCUCUGAACUCAAGCUGUAUGGUACAGGAACACCUACAGUUAGAACAGCAACAGCAACAACAGCAUCACCAAAAGCAAGCAGUAGUGGAGCCACAGCAACAACUGUGUCAGAAAAUGAAGCAUAUGCAAGUUAAUGGCAUGUUUGCAAAUUGGAGCUCUAACCAAUUCGUGCCUUUCAGUUGUCCACGGCAAGACCCACAACAAUAUAAUGUCUUUUCAGACUUACAUGGGAUCAAUCAAGAGUUCCCCUACAAAUCUGAAAUGGAUCCUGUGCCUUAUACACAGAACUUUAUUUCCUGUAAUCAGCCUGUAUUACCACAACAUUCCAAAUGUACAGAGCUGGACUAUCCUAUGGGGAGUUAUGAACCAUCCCCAUACCCCACUACUUCUAGUUUAGAAGAUUUUGUCACUUGUUUACAAGUUCCUGAAAACCAAAAGCAUGGAUUAAAUCCACAGUCAGCCAUAGUAACUCCUCAGACUUGUUAUGCUGGGGCCAUGUCGAUGUAUCAGUGCCAGCCAGAACCUCAGCACACCCACGUGGGUCAGAUGCAGUACAACCCCGUACUGCCAGGCCAGCAGGCAUUUUUAAACAAGUUUCAGAAUGGAGUUUUAAAUGAAACAUAUCCAGCUGAAUUAAAUAACAUAAAUAACACUCAGGCUACCACACAUCUUCAGCCACUUCAUCAUCCGUCAGAAGCCAGACCUUUUCCUGAUUUGACAUCCAGUGGAUUCCUGUAAUUCCAAGCCCAAUUUUGACCCUGGUUUUUGGAUUAAAUUAGUUUGUGAAGGAUUAUGGAAUAAUAAAACUGUCACUGUUGGACGUCAGCAAGUUCACAUGGAGGCGUUGAUGCAUGCUAUUCACAAUUAUUCCAAACCAAAUUUUAAUUUUUGCUUUUAGAAAAGGAAGUUUAAAAAUGGUAUCAAAAUAGUACCUAUACUAUAGUCAUUAAGGUAGAAAGUGUACUGCCACAGAGUAGUGAGAUACCAUCUACAUUUCACAUUAUUCUGAGCACCACAAAAUAUGCAAAACUUUAUCAGGGAAACUAAGACUCUUUUAAAUUAGAAAGCAUUCUUUAUUUGAAUUAUUUCUGUCAGAAUAAAAAUAAAAUACUUUGAGUUUUGAACUACUGGAUUCUUAUUAGUUCCCCAAAUACAAAGUUACAGAACUAAACUAGUUUUUCCUAUCAUGUUAACCUCUGCUUUUAUCUCGGAUGUUAAAAUAAACGGUUUGGUGCUUUUUAUAAAAAGAUGAUCUCCGUGCUCUCCUCCUCCACUGUUCAUCUAAGUGCCUCACAUUUUUUUCUACCUGUAACACUGUAGGAUGUAUAUUUUAUAUAAAGUAUUCUUUUUUAAAUUAAUAUCUUUCUGCACACAAAUAUUAUUUGUAUUUCCUAAAUCCAACCAUUUUCAUUAAUUCAGGCAUGUUUUAACUCUUCUACUCACCUAUUUUCUUUAGGUAAAGGGCAAAUAAUGAUUGAAAAAAUAUUUAUUACAUAAUUUAGUAGUUUCUAGACUAUAAAUGUUGCUAUGUGCCUUAUGUUGAAAAAAUUUAAAAGUAAAAUGUCUUUCCAAAUUAUUCUUAAUUAUUAUAAAAAUAUUAAGACAAUCACACUUAAGUUUCUCAACAGUGUUUUCAGAAGAAAUAUACCACUCUUUACCUUUAUUGAAGACUCAUGAUAGUUGAAUGUUGCAAUGUGAAAAAUCUGCUGUUAACUGCAACCAUGUUUAUUAAAUUGCAAGAAGCUUUAUUUCUAACUUUUUAAUUAUAUUAAGCAAAACACCCAUUUCAAUGUGUAUAAAUUGUCUUUAAAAAUUGUUUUAGACCUAUAAACCUUGAUAAUAUAUUGUGUUGACUUUAUAAAUUUCGCUUCUUAGAACAGUGGAAACUAUUUGUUUUUCUCAUAUUUGAGGAGUGUUAAGAUUGCAGAUAGCAAUGUUUGGUGCAAAGUAUUGUAAUGAGUGAAUUGAAUGGUGCAUUGUAUAGAUAUAAUGAACAAAAUUAUUUGUAAGAUAUUUGCAGUUUUUCAUUUUAAAAAGUCCAUACCUUAUAUAUGCACUUAAAUAAUUUGUUGGGGCUUUUCAUACUUUAUCAGUGUGUCUUUGUAAGAAAUAAAGUAAUGAAUCCAACUGCUUAAAGUUGGUAUUAAGAAAAAGACAACCACACAGUUCAUUUACCUUCAAACAUUAGGUUGUUUUUAAUGAUAUACUGAUCAUCUUUACCAAUAGGCAAAUUAAUCACUCUACCAACUUUACUGUCCUGAAAUGGCUUAAAAGAAAAAAAUGACACCAUCUUUUCUUCUUUUCUUCUUCUUUUUUUUUUUUUUUUUUUUUUUUGAGACAGAGUCUCACUCUGCCGCCCAGACUGGAGUGCAGUGGCACAAUCUUGGCUCACUGCAACCUCUACCUCUUGGGUUCAAGCGAUUCUCCUGCCUUAGCCUCCCAAGUUGCUGGGAUUACAGGUAUAUGCCACCAUGCCCAACUAAUUUUUGUAUUUUUAGUAGAAACGGGUUUCACCAUGUUGGCCAGGCUGGUCUCAAACUCCUAACCUCAGGUGAACCUCCCACCUCGGCCUCCCAAAGUGUUGGGAUUACAGGCGUGAGCCACCACACUCAGCUAUUCUUUCCUUUAGCUAUGAGAGCUGAAGAGCUUAGACACAUUUUACAUGUAUUAUUUUAAAAUCUGAGGAAUCCCAAACUGAGAUGUAUUAAAAUACAGUUUUUGGCCAGGUGCAGUGGCUCACGCCUGUAAUCCCAGCACUUUGGGAGGAGGGCGAAGAGGGUGGAUCACAAGGUCAAGAGAUCGAGACCAUCCUGACCAACAUGGUGAAACCCCGUCUCUACUAAAAAUACAAAGAUUAGCUGAGCAUGGUGGCGUGAGCCUGUAGUCGUAGCUACUCGGGAGCCUGAGGCAGGAAAAUAGCCUGAACCCGGGAGACAGAGGUUGUAGAGCUGAGGUCACACUACUGCACUCCAGCCUGGCAAUAGACCGAGACUCCAUCUCCAAAAAAAAAAAAAAAAAAAAUACAGUUCUUAUUUCUUUUACUUUUUUUAGUAAAUUAAUGUAUAUAAAAGUGUCUUCGUACAAAAUAUCUCUCAGUUCUGUGUAUUGUCAGUCAAAACUUUGAACCUGUAGAAUCAAUUUAAGUUUUGAAAAUUUGUCUGAAACAUUUCAUAAUUUGUUUCCAGCAUGAGGUAUCCUUUUAAGGAUUUAGACCAGUGGUCUAGAUUAAUACUCUAUUUUUACAUUUAAACCUUUUAUUGUAAGUCUUAUAUAAACCAUUUUUGUUACUCUCUUCCACAUGUUACUGGAUAAACUGUUUAGUGGAAAAAUAGGCUUUUUAAUCAUGAAUAUGAUGACAAUCAGUUAUACAGUUAUAAAAUUAAAAGUUUUAAAAGCAAUAUUGUAUAUUUUUAUCUAUAUAAAAUAACUAAAAUGUAUCUAAGAAUAAUAAAAUCACAUUAAACCAAAUACCUGUUUGUCUGUUUUAAGUGCCAAACAAAGGAUGCUUAGUGCACCGCUACAUUGAGAGAGUUAUUUCUAGAUGAUGUGCACAUUUAAGGAUGUGGAUGUGUCUCAUUUAGUCUUUUCCUAUACCAGGUUUUUCUUAUAAUACCUGAAGACUUACCAGUAUUCUAGUGUAUUAUGAAGAUUUCAGUCAUUACUAUGCACAAACCAGUGUUUUUCGAUGUUACUAAAUUUUAGGUAAAUGUUUUCAUGGCUUUUUUCUUCAAAGUGUUACUGCUUACCUAUAUCAUGCAUAGAUUUUUGCUUAAAGUAUGAUUUAUAAUGUCCUUAUUAUCAAAGUUGUAUACAAUAAAUAAUAAAAUAACAAAUAUGGAUAA